AUGUCAAAUCAAUCAAAUGACCACUCGGGAGAACUACAACUUAUUCACUCUGUGGUUACUCUUGUGAUCGACCAACAUUUAAAGACGCCAUCGGGACCCACUCACCUAGGCUUGGCUGGGGUUCUCCACAAGAGCUCGUUGCAGAAGAACGACUGUUGGAACUUCUGGAAACAUGAGACUGGAAGAAGGAAAAUUGUUCUAGUUGAUGCAAUAUCCCAAAUGACUACACUUGGUCAAAUAUGCUUUAGUGCAGGCCAAAUUCCAAUAAACAAUUACCUCAAGCAGAAGGGAUUUCGGGAGGGUGUUUACCGACAUCCCAGUGGCAUUUCCAGCGGUUUGCUUACCACACCCGUUUCCAUCGUGAUUACAACUAGACUUGAAACCAGGCAACGUGGUCGCGAAUAUACUAAGAAGGAACCAUUUGUCAUACAUUCAACGUAA
Molecule: messenger RNA, 441 nt
Organism: Paracoccidioides lutzii Pb01
Exons: 2
Coding region: 1-441 (146 amino acids)
Source: RefSeq, a predicted model, not a curated record